GAAACCAACCUAUAGUCACGUGAUAAUGUUUAUGACCUGUCAGAGCAGGAACAUAAACAACAUAUAAAUUGUGCUUAAACCUAUCUAAUCGAGAUAAUAUCGGCUUAUUAGAAUAUUUCCAUACGAUAUCUUUGCUAUUUACAGUUUAAAAAGUCUACUUCUUUUGGAUCGAUUUAACUCGUAACAUAACCUCAAUUGUUGAUUUGUCAAAAGUGUUGUUGUCACUUUGGGGCCCUAGAUUUUAGUUUCUAAACGAUUAAAUUUGGUGUGUUUGAUCGAGUAUCGAGUGAUUUCUUGUUUAUACAAGCUGGAAUUAAAAGGUAGAAUGAACGAUAUCGGUCAGUGCGAUGGAAACGUGGCAGAUAACAGUCCGGUGGAGUAUUGUACGGGAGGAACGGACGGAGAAACACCUGUUUCGAGCCUGUUCAGACCGCGAGGUUCGCUCGCACGAGCGCUAUACGAGAAGCAAAAAGCAGACGAGUACCUUAGCACAAUUGAUAAGAAACAGUGGUACCAAUGUAAUUUGGCUAAUAUGCCAUCUAACAUAUCAUCGAAAUUUGUACAACUAGAACCAGAUGAAGAUACAAAUCAAUUUAUUAGUCAGUCUGAAGAAAAAUCCGAUUCGCUUUUCGUUCAAAUCUGGCAUACGAUAGCAAAGGCGUUCCUCAGCCUGUUCAUGUCGCAAACGUCUAUCAACGGGUGGUUAAGAAGAGGAUCAAUGUUUGUUUUAUCUUAUAAUCAAUUCAUAAAACUGAUGGGUAAAGAUAAAGAUAUGUUAGAAGAUUCCUUAUUGGAUCUGGGGGCGGGUGACGGAGCUGUAACAUCACAUCUGGCGAAGGCAUAUAAGAACGUCUACGUAACGGAACUGUCCAGUACAAUGCAGACGUUGUUACAACAUCGUGGUUUUCAUGUCUUACCUAUUAGUGAAUGGCAAACAAAGAAGUACCACACCGUCGCAUGUUUAAAUUUACUUGAUAGAUGUGAAAAUCCAUUUGGGAUGUUGAAAGAAAUUCGUGGUACUUUAAAACCAAAUGGAAGAGCGGUAAUUGCUUUGGUUUUGCCGUUAUCUCAAUAUGUAGAAACAGGCUCAAAAAAUCAUCAACCAAAGGAAUUCUUGGAAAUAACUGGUUUAACUUUUGAAGAUCAGGUGGAAAGCGCAAUUCAUCAACUUUUCGAGCCAUUAGGAUUUGAAAUGGAAUCAUGGACUAGGGUUCCGUACUUAUGCGAAGGGGAUUUAAAUCAAUCGUUUUAUUGGUUGGAUGACGCCGUGUUUAUUCUAAAACUGAAAUAAUAAGGAACAAGAAAGGAUGAGGAUAUAAUUAUGAGAUCCCAUACAUAUUUUUAGAGAUCUUACUUUUAUUUAAAAUGGUGUUUGGAAAUAAACUUAUUUUAAUCAUU
Onthophagus taurus is the source of this 1398-nucleotide messenger RNA. RefSeq names its product protein-L-histidine N-pros-methyltransferase. The record is from RefSeq and is a predicted model, not a curated record. Gene Ontology annotation, molecular function: protein-L-histidine N-pros-methyltransferase activity. Lineage: Eukaryota; Metazoa; Arthropoda; Insecta; Coleoptera; Scarabaeidae.